Messenger RNA from Aplysia californica (California sea hare), 2808 nucleotides. RefSeq names its product otoferlin. Lineage: Eukaryota; Metazoa; Mollusca; Gastropoda; Aplysiida; Aplysiidae. The record is from RefSeq and is a predicted model, not a curated record. Gene Ontology annotation, biological process: plasma membrane organization.
UCUCUCGCUGCUACUGCAAGUUGUUACGCUGCGCAUCGUUGCCAAGUUGGAUGGCGGGAGAGCCUGUACAGUAGUUGCUAUGUCGCUGCCAGUGCGUGCGGUUUUAUCAAGUGUACCUCAGUUUCAAUCGAUAAAUUCAAAGCGCUUUCCCUUCACAGAGUGAGUGCUCUCCAACGUAGACCAAAGCGGCGAAAUGGAAGGCUAUUGCUAUUGCCGCUGCUCUUGUGGUUGGAAUGUUUACAAUUUGUGAAUGGAUAUUGUUGUGGGCAUUGCGUGUUGUGUUGGAAAUGGACAGGAGUGCUGCUAUGUGCUAGCCCAGUGUGUGAUUAUUUCCUUCUUCGAGAGUUAACUUCCACCACAAUGUGACCACAUCGUUAGCAGAGAUCACCAUCAUCUAUUAGCAUGUGCGGAAAAUCGAUCCUCCUCAUAAUGCCGCCACAAGACAGAAACUAACUGGGUGUUCGUGUGAAGACCAAACCUUCUGUGACCUGCAAGUCUUCGUGCUGCUCCUAUCUUCGUGCUGCAUUCCCAACAAAAAGCAGCAAGCAGCCUCGAUAGACGCAGCUUUUGUCUUGACCAUCAAUAAUUUAUUUAUAGAGGCACCAACAAUCCAUGUCCAGGUGCUGUUUUAGCCACAGCUUUUUUGUCUCUAUAAUAUUGUGAUACAAUAUCAGCACUGACGAGGACUUCUGAGAGUGUUUUCCCCAAAGUGACGUUGGACUAACUUCUACUCUAAAUCUACCAUGGCGUUGACACUCCACCUUAGGUACGCGGAGAACCUGAAGGGCCGGGCGGAGAGACUGGCCAAGGUGUCAUUUCGAGGUCUGUCACACUACACGAAGACAGUGGAAAAUAUGGAGGAAUCAGUGAUAUUUGAUGAGAUGUUCGAGUGGCCCGUGGCCCGACCAAUCGAGUCCGAGGAGGUCAUCGACAUUCAGGUCUACAACUACAACAAAUACCUCAGCAACAGACUCGUGGGCACAUUCCGCAUGAUCCUACAGGAACUUAUCGAGGUUGGCAACGUGAAGAUUUCCGACUGUCUCCUGGACGCCAACAACGUAGUCAUGAAGACGACCAUCACGUUUGAGCUGACGUACAACGCUCCUGACGGCUCCGUGGGACUGUGGCAGAAGGGUGGCUUCGAGAAGCUUCGCAGUAACGACUUGCGCCGGGGUCUGAGCGAGGAGGAGCAACAGAAUGAGCUGAACAAGAUUGACCAGCGGUCAAUGGUCGCGGACUUCGAGCGGGAUGCCGACUCCCAGUCCAUCAGGUCGGUGAAGUCCCAAAGCAGCCAGAGCCAAAGCAAAUCCAUCAAAGGCUCCAUGCUCAGUCUUGUCUCAAGGUCGUCUGCCAGUAAAUCGCCAACCAAAAGCUCCGGUAGCAGAACACUGGGCUCAGUGGUCAAAAUGGCGAUGAUGAUGAAGCAAAAACCCUUCUCUGGCAGCGACACAGAUGAAGACAGGCUCACAUUGACCGGAAACGAAGAGCUUGACCCAGACUCCAGCGACCUGGACGCCAAGGCAGCAGAAGUGGCCUCUAUGUUGGCCGCGACCAACCGGAACCUGGACCAGGACGAGGGCACGGGCAUGCACGUACCCCUGGCGGUGCAGGGGAAGAGAGGAAAGUCGACUCUGAUGAGCGAAGAUUCGCUCAUGAAAGCACAGGAUUUCCAGGUCUGCGUAACAAUCAUCGAAGCCCGACAACUCGCAGGUUUGAACAUGGACCCUGUGGUUUGUGUCCAGGUCGGAGAUCAGAAGAAGUACACCAGUGUCAAAGAGUCCACCAACUGUCCCUACUACAACGAGUACUUCGUCUUCGACUUCCACAUGCCACCCUUGAUGCUGUUUGACAAGAUCAUCUCAUUAACAGUGUGCCAGUCUGGCCGUAUCCUCAAGACGUCAAGGGUGCUUGGAUCCUAUAAGUUGGACGUUGCUACUGUUUACGCCCAGUCAGAUCAUCAGUUCUACCACAAGUGGGCCAUGCUCAUGGAUCCUGAUGACAUCAAUGGCGGGGUCAAAGGUUACCUGAAAUGCGACAUUGCUGUCAUUGGGAAGGGCGACUCAGUGAAGGUACCGCCAAAGUCCGACAAAGAAGAUGAGGACAUUGAAGCCAACCUUCUCCUCCCCGAUGGGGUACCAGCUGACCGACAGAAGGCUCGCUAUGUUGUCAAGAUCUUCAAAGCCGAGGGCCUUCCCAAAAUGAACACUGGCGUUAUGGCGAGUGUCAAGAAAGCCUUUACUGGAGAAAACAGAGACCUGGCGGAUCCUUACGUCGAGGUUCAUUUUGCCGGCCACAAGGGCAAGACAUCUGUGAAAAAAGGCUGCUACGAGCCCGUGUGGAACGAGCAGGUUGUGUUCACGGAGAUGUUCCCCCCGCUCUGUCGUCGGCUCAAGCUCCAGCUACGAGACAGCGACAGUGUCAAUGACGACAUCAUUGGCACUCACUUCAUCGAUCUCUCUUCUAUCUCUAACGAGGGCGAGAAAGGCUUCCUCCCAACCUACGGCCCCGCUUGGGUCAAUAUGUACGGCUCCACCAGAGACUACCGCAUCAUCGGCAAACAGGGCCACCUCAACGACGGCCUCGGGGAAGGGGUGUCUUACAGAGGUCGUCUGCUGGUGGCUCUCAAGACAGAGAUUAUCGACAGUGAGGACCUGGGGGCUACUUUGGUGGAAGUGGAGGCAGCCCCGCCCAUUUCUGAGAACGCUGCCGGUCGCCCUGAAGAGUAUUUCCUUCUCGGAGUCUUCCUGGAGGCCACAAUGAUAGACAGAAAGAUCGGGGACAAACCAAUACACUUUGAGAUCAGUUUCG